ACCCCCUUCCCUCAUUUUGAAAAAUCUUUCCUAUGCUACUCUCUCUUCCAUCCUUUUUUUCCUACUAUAACUUAUGAAAUAUUAUAAAUAGCCUAUUAAUUUUCCACUUCUCCUAGUUAAUUUCAUCAUCUUCUUGGUCCCCAAAAAAAUGAAAUCCAUAGAUCUUUUUUGUGCUUCUCCUGCUUCUACGGCCAUAUGUUCAAGUAUGGAUCAACAUACUAUGGUCCGUCGUGGCUUAAGGCAUCAAAUUGAUCGUAAAAUCGAUCGAUUAGGCGAUUCUCGUACACCAAAAAUUAAAACUUUGAUUCCAUGUUCAUCUCAUCAACUUCCAUUCGAUCCCAAAAAUUACUAUCAUCAAAAUAAAAAUCGAAAGAGCCACGAUGAAAAAUUACGUCGAAAAAGCUCAGCUGAUAUAACUGACUUAGGUAGUUCAUCUAGGUACUUGUUGGGUGAUAGUACUACUCCAUUUAUAGAUUUUUUAUCAUCUUCUGGAGAUGCAUCAAAAGCUUUGAUUCCUAGCAAACCUUUAAGGGCUAAAAGCACAAAUGAACGACUCAUGUAUCGAUCUUCAUCGACUCGUUCACUCGAAUCUCCGGUCUAUAAACCUUCACCAGCUUAUUCAAAUGAUUUGUGUGUCUAUAAAUCAACUCAUUUAUGCCCCCGUGAACAGGUUGUGGAAUUGAGGGUGUCAAUCCAUUGCAAAGGUUGUGAAGGGAAAGUUAGAAAACAUAUCUCCAGGAUGGAAGGAGUAAAAUCAUUUAAUAUAGAUUUGGCUUCAAAGAAAGUUACAGUCAUCGGCGAUGUGACACCACUAGGAGUAUUGACAAGUAUUUCGAAGGUGAAAAAUGCACAAUUUUGGCCAUUUCCAACAGCUUCCUCGUCCUCGUCCCCGUACCCAUCUUCAUCCUCCUCCUCGUCUUUUUGUUCUCCGAUGGUCUAAAGAAAGUUACCGUUAAAUUAAUAAUGUAAUACUAUAUAUUAAUUAAUUUUGGAAUAUCAUAUAGCAGAUGAGUGUGCUUUUUUUUAUU
Solanum dulcamara is the source of this 1028-nucleotide messenger RNA. RefSeq names its product protein SODIUM POTASSIUM ROOT DEFECTIVE 2. Gene Ontology annotation, molecular function: metal ion binding. The record is from RefSeq and is a predicted model, not a curated record. Lineage: Eukaryota; Viridiplantae; Streptophyta; Magnoliopsida; Solanales; Solanaceae. The transcript has 3 exons. The coding region runs from base 149 to 940 and encodes 263 amino acids.